Protopterus annectens (West African lungfish) is the source of this 1349-nucleotide messenger RNA. It is a transcript of the gene TIMM9, whose product is annotated as translocase of inner mitochondrial membrane 9. Lineage: Eukaryota; Metazoa; Chordata; Ceratodontiformes; Protopteridae. The record is from RefSeq and is a predicted model, not a curated record. The coding region runs from base 260 to 529 and encodes 89 amino acids. The transcript has 4 exons.
GACGCACAUUCGAGAAUACAGUAGUACAAUCAACAAGUAUCUGAAAUUCGAAUCGCCUGAACUACAUUAGCAUUCAUAUUGCACUGAUCUUUUCCCCUAUUGAUUCUGCACCACAUGCAUAAUUACAAUUUAAACGAAUCUACUUUUUUUCUGCUUGCUCAUGUUUGAUUGCAACACUUUUACCCACGUGCUCUAAUCUUUGCCGUGUAUCUGCUUUUCUCUAACUAGAAAACUGAGAAAUCUUGACUAUCACGGAGAGAUGUCUGGGCAGAUGUUAGAAUCGGAUCAAAUUAAGCAGUUCAGAGAAUUUCUUGGUACAUACAACAAGCUAACAGAAACCUGCUUUUUGGACUGUGUGAAGGACUUCACAACUAGGGAUGUGAAACCAGAAGAGAUUAGUUGUGCAGAACAUUGCCUCCAGAAGUACCUGAAGAUGACACAACGAAUAUCGAUGCGCUUUCAGGAAUACCACAUUCAGCAGAAUGAAGCUGUGGCUGCCAAAGCUGGACUUCUUGGUCAGCCCCGAUAAAGAAACAGCUUUAGAUGGGGUUUACUUUGAACAACAGUGACUGCCACACUGGUGGAAGAAAAGUUGCUGAGGCUUACUGGUAGGACUGUGGGAUCUGGACAUCACAACAGAAAAACAGUGGCCAUUGAAAGAACAGCAGCUUUACUGAUAGAGACUUCACCAGACUGGUUAUUUAGCUUAUUCCAGCUGUACACUGAGGUAAUUUUCAGAAUCUUUCUGUGUAUAUCUAGCUGCUGGAUUCAGCUUAACCGCUGAUGCUCUCAGUACAGGAGAACAAUCAUUUCUAAGUCAUGACUCUCUUGUGAGACCAUGUCAGCUGUGGGUUAAUUUGUCAUGUUAAUUGUGUGCAACUUGGACCUUUAUUUAUAUUAUUAUUUUUAAUUACCAAAAAUAAAGACAUUCUAGAGUGUUUGUAUUUGUUACAUGUGUAAUUAUUAUAUACAUCCAUAAAAUGGUAAAAAAAUAAAAUACAGUAUGUUCUGAGAGGCAUAUUUAGCUGUUUGUUUUUCAGUAUGCAAAGAAGUGGCAUUCUUGCCUUUCUGAAACUAAAUACAUGAAUAUUUUGUUUCAGUGAUAUGUACAUUUUCACUGUAGAAGAACAAGGGAAAACGCAGUAUUCUUAUCUAACACUUGAUGUAGAAUGUGAUGGCACAUUUUGCUGUAAAACAUUUGAAGUAAUUCCAAAGGGUCUAUAAAUGAACAACUAACUUAGUGUACUGACUUCAUUCCUUGAGUUUUAAAUGUAGAAUUACAUAAGUUCAUUCUGUGCACAUACACACAAAAAUGUAAAUGCAUAUAUGUAAUUAAACAGUCAGUCAGA